Molecule: messenger RNA, 1358 nt
Organism: Aspergillus glaucus CBS 516.65
Lineage: Eukaryota; Fungi; Ascomycota; Eurotiomycetes; Eurotiales; Aspergillaceae
Exons: 2
Coding region: 73-1215 (380 amino acids)
Biological process (GO): transmembrane transport
Cellular component (GO): fungal-type vacuole membrane
Molecular function (GO): transmembrane transporter activity
Source: RefSeq, a predicted model, not a curated record
GUAUCUCAACCUCCGGCAAACCCCAUUCCUAAUGGCGGCCUCACAGCUUGGUUGCAGGUUGUGGGGUCGUUUAUGGCCUUUUUAAACACAUGGGGUAUUGUGAAUUCCUUUGGCGCGUUCCAAAGCUACUACAGCUCCGAACUGCUCAGCGAUGUCUCUGACUCGAAUGUCUCAUGGAUCGGAUCUAUCCACGGCUUCCUGCUCUGUCUCACGGGCUUCCUGGCCGGUCCACUCUUUGAUACCGGAUACGCUUAUUACCUGAUCUACAUUGGCUCAUUUCUAGUCGUGUUUGGUAUGUUCAUGGUCAGUCUGUGCACGCAGUAUUGGCAGGUCAUGCUGGCGCAGGGUGUCUGCAUUGGUCUGGGCAGCGGCUGUCUAUUCAUUCCCAGUGUUGGCAUCAUCCCAACCUACUUCAGCACUCGUAAAGCGCUCGCGACGGGUCUCGCAGCGUCGGGGAGCAGCAUCGCUGGCGUUAUCUACCCCAUUGCCUUUACCCAUCUCCAGCAAAAUAUCGGUUUCCCAUGGGCUACACGAGUAAUCGCCUUCAUUAUGCUAGGCACCCUCUCGAUCUCCAUCGCAACAUUUCGCGUGCGCGUACUACCACCCGAGCGACGCCGCCUCUUCAACCCCCAAGCUCUCCGCGACGUCCCCUUUAUGCUCUUCAACGCAACCGCCUUUUUCACCUGCGUGGGCCUCUACGUCCCUUACUUCUACAUCUCCAACUACUCCACCACCCAAGCCAACAUGUCCCCCUCCCUAGCCUUCUACAUGGUCCCUGUGCUAAGUGCGGGCUCCGCAUUCGGCCGCAUCCUCCCCAACUUCUUCGCGGACAAAACCGGUCCCCUCAACAUGAUCACCAUCUGCACCUGCGCCGCUUUUAUCCUCGCUUACUGCUGGCUCGCGAUCGCCAAUACACCUGGGAUCAUCGUCUUCUGCGUGCUGUACGGUUUCUUCUCGGGGACGUUUGUGUCGCUGCAACCUACGUCAGUUGUCACACUGUCGCCGAGUCUGAGUAUCCUCGGGACGAGAAUGGGAAUGAGUACACUUUGUGCUGGAUUGGGGACGUUAGUUGGGACUCCGGUCGCGGGGGCGAUUGUGGGAAAGGGGAGUUGGGUGGGAGUGAGGUUGUUUUGUGCUUGUGCGCUGGCGGUGGGGACGGUGUUUGUUGCUAGUGCGAGGGUUGUGAGGAGUCGGAGGGUGAUGGAGCAAGUAUAGCAUGUGUUUAUGAGAUAUGAUACCAUAGACUACGACUAGAGAAAAGUGCUUAGACUUGUCUUUUUGACCCCGCUAACAUAAAGCUUGAAGCUAGCUAUAGCACACUACCCAUCGAGUUAGGGAUCACUAGCGGUCGCUUUUCC